AUGGCUACCCAGGCCACUCUUGCAAACAAGAAGGCUAUCAAGGCAGCUUUCAAUGAACAAGUUGGUGAACUAAAAAAGCUCAUCGAAUCCCAUGUGGGGGCCAUUGCGCUGGAGUUCUCUGGCUGCGGCUCAUACUAUUCCCAAAACCAGAUCCGGAGCCAAGUGUACUAUCGGAUGGCGAAACCGAAAACGUCAUGCAAGCCCAUGCUUGCCAAUGCAUGGGCCCAUGCUGAGGCUGAGGCACGUUGCCUGAGGGAGGACACGGAACUCUGCCUUCCAUACUUGGAGGAGUAUGUUGAGCUCCUUCAAGAAAUAGGCAGUGGCUCACUAUUGUAUGACAACGUGUGGGGUCAACAGACAUUGGAGGAAGAGCAUUAUGCCAGAAUUCUACUCGAGGGAGUGAUGGUUAAGAGGGAUAAUCGUGCAUUGAAGUGGAUGAUAAUCUCACCAGAAUUAUCCAUGAAUUCCAUCACAAUGCAUGCUCGGGAUCAACUGGUGAAGACAGUGGCCAGCCGGACGAGUUCCUCGCUCAGCCAUGGGAAUGUGGCUGUACAAACUUGCCCGGCUGCGCUUGUGCGCUGUUCUCCAACAGAGGUUGUCAUUAUCAUGACCAAAGGACACAGCAAGGAUAUAUUCAUGCCUGUUUUGUGGGGAAUGGAAAAGGCAAUGGGGUACUGGAAAACAACAGCUCAGCAGGAUCUCAUGAUGCAUACUCGCCUCAUGGAGGGAUACACAGUCGGUGCGAUUCAGGGUGAGAAGGUUGGGAAAAUCAAUGACUCAUAG
Cantharellus anzutake is the source of this 783-nucleotide messenger RNA. RefSeq lists its product as uncharacterized. The coding region runs from base 1 to 783 and encodes 260 amino acids. The record is from RefSeq and is a predicted model, not a curated record. The transcript has 3 exons. Lineage: Eukaryota; Fungi; Basidiomycota; Agaricomycetes; Cantharellales; Hydnaceae.